This is a messenger RNA of Aspergillus glaucus CBS 516.65, 1186 nucleotides long. RefSeq names its product Ran GTPase-binding protein YRB1. Lineage: Eukaryota; Fungi; Ascomycota; Eurotiomycetes; Eurotiales; Aspergillaceae. Gene Ontology annotation, molecular function: GTPase activator activity. Gene Ontology annotation, cellular component: nuclear pore; cytoplasm. Gene Ontology annotation, biological process: nucleocytoplasmic transport. The transcript is spliced from 4 exons. Bases 18 to 722 code for a protein of 234 amino acids. The record is from RefSeq and is a predicted model, not a curated record.
CCCGAUCCAUCAUCACCAUGUCUGACGCCGCGAAGCCCGACCCCACCACCGCUGCUCCUGCUGAGGAGAAGAAGGAGGAGAAGCCCACCACCACUACCGAAGAGUCCAAGCCCGAGACCGAGAAGCCCGCCGCCCCUAAGACGACGGACAGUGUUUUCGCUAUGUUUGGCGGUGGUCCUAAGAAGGAGAAGAAGCAGGAGGAGGAGUCUCAGGAGGCUAAGGAUGAGCCUUCUGGUUCCGCUAAGGCGCAGAAGGAGGGUGAGGAGGAGGAAGCUCCCGAAUCCCCCGAAGUCCACUUCGAGCCCGUCAUCCGCCUCACCGAGAAAGUCGAGACCAAGACCAACGAAGAACUCGAGGAGCAGAGCUUCAAGAUGCGCGCUAAGCUGUUCAGAUUCGACCCCAUCAGCAAGGAGUGGAAGGAGCGUGGUACCGGUGACGUGAGAUUGUUGAGGCACACCGAGAACAACAAGACCCGCCUGGUGAUGCGCCGUGACAAGACCCUCAAGGUCUGCGCUAACCACUACAUCGUCCCUGACAUGAAGUUGAGCCCCAACGUCGGCAGUGACCGUAGCUGGGUGUGGAACGCAACCGCAGAUGUCAGCGAGGGUGAGCCCGAGGCUGCUACUUUGGCUAUCCGUUUCGCCAACAGUGAGAACGCCAACCUGUUCAAGGAUGCCUUCGAGAAGGCUCGGACGGAGAACGAGAAGGCCAUUCCUCAGUAGAGUCGCACAGUAUUCAGACUCUUGCUUAAAAAGAAAGAAAUAUAAUGAUUGGAUGCUCCCAAACCAUCACGUUUCAUUGUGCCCCGUCUCAGAAGAGUUUUGAUUGAUCUGGAGCAUACCCCCCUCCUUUCCCCUCCCACCAUACCUACAUCUAUGUUCUUCCCCGUUGCUUAUUCCCCUCUUCCCUUUUAUUCCAAUUCCCCUUACCCGGCCCCUACCCGCGCGAGACAGCAGAGAUGAGUUGUUUUCUCGUCAUGAAUAUGAGUUAUGCACGAACUUGAGAUGAGUGACAACAUCGGAUGGUAUUUGGUGUAUGUCGCGAAGGAAUUUGGUAGUAGAUAGACUUGAUCACUCGAAUAUAUGCCUCCAUACUACGACAAGAUUUCCUGAAUAGACUGUUUGCUCAUGCACAUUAUAUACAUUAUGUACCGAGAAAAUAAUUGUAUUGUACUAGGCGGCUACCA